UCGGUGGCUCAGGUACCAUGAUGUCCUUGGCUGUGGUGUUGAAUCUUCUGCUUUUGGUGUCCAUUGCUUCUGCAGGACACCAUUAUGGAGGCUCAGUGACCUUCAGCCCUAAAGGAACCAAUGCAGAUGGAAGCAUGAGGGUUGAGUUUCGUUUCAAGCGAACCUAUGACUGGUGUAUUUCUAGUUGGUGGUCCUGCUCCUCUGGAAAUUGUGGCUAUGAAUCCAGCAGUUUAGAAGGUCAAAUCGAUAGAAGCUCUAACGGCAGAAGUGGUUACACCAACAGCUGGUGCCAAUCAGAAACUGUUGUCACAAGAAACAUCCGCGGAAACACACCCUUUGACCUACAGGACUCUUCAUGCUGCUGGGUGCCCACAGUCAACGGUGUUGGUUGGUGGUUCCUCCAGACACACGUAGAUCUAGGCAUAAGAUCUGAUACCAAUCAACCCAACCGAUCACCUGUCACCACUAUUUUACAACUUCUACGUGUACCCCAAAACUGUCCUCGUACAUAUCACCUGAUUGCCUAUGACCCAGAUGGUGACCAGGUCAGAUGCAGAUAUGGAGCUCAGCAGAAUGUUGAAUGUGCCACAUGUGACCAGCCAAGUGGUUUCCAACUAGAUCAACGUGCCUGCACACUGGACUACAGCUAUGCCUACACAGCAGGCGUCUACGGAUUUGAGCUGAUUGUGGAGGAUUUCCCAAGGAAACACACCACUCUGGCCUAUACCGAUGGCUCUAGCUCUUACAGAUGCGCUCUGAGUGGUGGAAGACACCGAAGGUCAUUAAGUGCGACACCGUACCCAUGGUAUUACCAAAGUUCAACAGCUGGUCCAGGGUCGCAACAAACUACAACUCCUUCACCAUGGUGGUGGUGGUGGCAACAGCAACAAUUGACCACCGCUGCACCUACAACUCCAGCAUGGUGGUGGUGGCAACAGCAACAAUCGACCACCGCUGCACCUACAACUCCAGCAUGGUGGUGGUGGCAACAGCAACAAUCGACCACCGCUGCACCUACAACUCCAGCAUGGUGGUGGUGGCAACAGCAACAAUCGACCACCGCUGCACCUACGACUCCAGCAUGGUGGUGGUGGCAACAGCAACACACAACCACUGCUCCACCUACAACAGCCCAGUGGUGGUGGUGGCUGCAGACGACAACCACAACCACAACAACACAGCCACCUCAAGUGUACACAACUACCGCGGGGUCACAUCAGCGUUCUUAUGAACCUUUCAGCAAGCUCCCUCUGCAAUUCAGUGUUCUCGUGGAUUCAGCUGCUCCUUCCUGCACCGAGGGACAUUACAUACCUCAUUUUGUGUCACCAACUCCACGUAAUGGAGACGAAAUCCAAGCUACGCCACUCCGUGAAGUGGAAAUCCGGGUUAAAGCUUCAGCAGCUUAUGCAACGGUUACUGAUGUCAUUAUCAGUGGUCCUCUGAACAUAACUAAGCAUGCUUUGAGCACUGGAGAGUAUGCCAUCAGAUGGACACCAACAAGGAACGACCUCGGAGAUCAUUUCCCCGUGUGUUUCAUUGCUGAGAGCAUGAGCGGACACAGCAUUUAUCAGUCUGAAAUGAGAUGUGUCAUUAUCAACGUUGGACACCAGGCUGUGGAUGCACAUGUGAUUUGCACUGCAACCAACAUGGUCGUCGAAAUUGAGCAGUUGCACUCCGUCGGGCUCCACAAGGACUACCUGCGACUCAACAAUCCCGCCUGCACUUUGGACUCAAACGGGACUCAUGUGUUGGCAAACUUCUCCCUCAAUGCUUGUGGCACCUUGAUUGAGGAGGAUGAAAAGUACAUCAUUUUCAAGAAUGAAAUUUUCUCAACCGAUGACCCAAACAGCAUCAUUACCAGAAAGCAUGAGGUGGAGAUCGAGUUCUCCUGUCGUUAUGAGAAGAAAAACAACAUCUCGCUGCAGUUCACCGCACGCAGACAUAUAACCACCAUCACCGAGAAAGGCUUUGGUACCCUCACCUACAGCUUCGGACUCUUCAAAACAGUAAACUACCUCACAGAAAUAGAUGUGACUGCAUAUCCGGCAGAGUAUGAGCUUGGGGAGAUGAUUUACAUGCAGAUUGAAUCCCAGUCUACAAUCAACAACACCGAGCUCUUUGUCGAAUCAUGUGUUGCGACACCAUACAAUGACGCCAACUACCAAAGGUCCUAUGCAAUCAUCCAAAAUGGGUGCAUCCUGGAUGAAACAGUUCAGUUCUACACAAGCCACCAACCAAUGGUACGCUUCGGCCUGCAAGCUUUCCAGUUUAUUGGAAUGCAUGACCAGGUGUUUAUCAGCUGUUCGGUGAUUCUUUGCGAAGCGAACAAUCCCUUCACCCGCUGCUCUCAGGGCUGCAUCAACAGCGCAACCUCUCCACCGUCCCACCACGUUCACAGAAGAGAGGCUCCUAUCCAGACCAGCAGUCACUUAGUCUCUCAGGGGCCCUUGCGGCUGAAGAGGAGUGUAGAGCAUGAAGUGUCCUCCACGGUCUUGAACCUGAAUCUGAUUUUCAUUGCCGGAUGCCUCCUUGCAGCUGUUGGCAUGGUGUGUGGUGUUCUCAUCUACAGAACCAGAUCAUCCAAAAUCAAAUAUCAGCCUCUUAAGUCAGAUGACAUUUAAUAGAUCAUCUCGAAGGCUACAACAAUGUGUCCUCUUUGCUCUCUCAGGGAAGAUUCUGGCUUAUUCUGUUUCUUUUAAAUAUUGUAAUGGAUUAUAACUGAUUGUUAGGGUUAUUAUUCCACAGCUGCCACUGUUUUGGUCUAUUAGUGUGUACCUUCGUAUUGCACCAUUCAGACUGCUGAUAAUAAAAUCGAUAAAGAAAAUAAAGUGAGUGUUCAGAUAAUGCAUAGCCACACAUUCAUAAUUAAAUUAACUUAGCUGUUGUUUUAGUCUGUUUAUUCACCAAAGGCCAUUUCUGUGAAUGCAUGCAGCAUUAGAAAUGCAUGCAUUAUUAUGCAUCAUAAAUGGGUCAUUCUAUUGGAAAUGUCCAUUUUUCUGUCCCUAGCCUUUACAGAAUCAUUACACUUGAAAAACUCUUUAGGGUUGCAAUUCUUUCUGUUUUAAAAUGAAACAAUGUUAUUUGAACAAUUACACCUUCUUGAGUUAUCAGAAGGUGUAAUUGUUAAUUUUUAAUGAAUUAUUAUGAAUUUCAAACACUACAAAACUGCUCAUCCCAGCAGCGAUGUACAAAGGUUUUUCCACCAUUUAAAAUACAACAAUGUAUUCAUAACUAUCAAAUAUAUGAUGUAAAUGGCAUAAAAAACGAAAAUAUAUAAGGAAAGUAGUGGUCCCCUGGAAUUGUCACUGGUGUUACCGUUCAACAAAAAUUGUUUGAAAUAAAAAUCACACUGAUGACA
Labeo rohita (rohu) is the source of this 3358-nucleotide messenger RNA. RefSeq lists its product as uncharacterized. Bases 18 to 2621 code for a protein of 867 amino acids. The transcript has 13 exons. NCBI's taxonomy places the organism in Eukaryota, Metazoa, Chordata, Actinopteri, Cypriniformes, Cyprinidae. The record is from RefSeq and is a predicted model, not a curated record.